UCGAAUUCUAUCGCGUUUUAAAUCAGCCUUGUAUAAACCAAUAAAUGCACAUUAUCGGGCAAAAGUAGCUUACAUGGAAAGAUGGACUUUAAGUUAAUUUCGUAUGGUGAGUAUAUUAUAUGACGAAAAUAAAAGCGUGCUGUAAGAUGUCUUUGUAUUGGAGAUUAAUUUUUGAACGAAGUGUUUAAUAAGAACAAGAAAUGGACAAACAAAAAGUUAUCCAGCUACGUUCUGUAUUCCACUAUCAUUUCUGUUUGUAUGCAACAGAAUUUAACGCGAAAGAGUAAUUACACAUUAUAUUGAAAGAUAUUUGCAAAAUGUUGCACGAGGUAUUAUUGUCACUGUGGGGAUGUUCAACUAGUGUUUCAGAAAUAUUAGAGACAGAUACUGUAAACCUUGAAAAAUAUUUACAUCCUGGGGAACGUGCAUUACUUAAAAAGGUAUUGGAAAUUGUUGACAAGUGCAAUGUUAUUAGGAACUUUAUCCAAGAGUAUACAGCGUCAGAUAUUUCAAGAUCCACUGAUGUUCAAGGUCUAUAUAUACAAGCUCUCUGUGAAGGAAUGGAUCAAGCUUUAGAACCAUUUCGCAAUGAGAUUGUUGAUUUAGAAAAUGUGGUUCUUAAUGACAGUUAUACUCCACUUUCAUUAAUUCUUUGUCGUGUCCAAAAGUAUAUAUGUCUAUUUUCUGUUUUAAAUUUUAUUAUAAAAGAGAUUCGUACACAAAACAUUCAUGGUUGUAAACUACUACAAUGUUUACACCAAAAUAUGCAUAUUGGUAUUCCUGAAAUAAAGUCAGCUUUAGAAAAGAUGAUUUACUGUGUACAUACAGUUUUCUAUAAACAAAUGACAAGUUGGCUUUUAUAUGGUCAUUUAGAAGACAUGUACAAUGAGUUCUUUAUUAAAAAAACAUCCGAAGAACAAACCAGUUUGAUAUUAGCAGAUAAUAAAAAUAACGUUGUAGAGUCAACGAAUACUAAGUUUAACUCAGAUAUGUGGGAUUACAAUGUUCAAGUUGAUAUGCUUCCUUCUUACAUUAGGCCAUCACUGGCAACGAAAAUUUUGACUAUAGGACAGACUAUUAUAAUGUUUGGAAACGAUCCAAGGCAAAAGAAAGACUUUGCCAUAGAGAAUCAAACUGAAACUUCCAUAUGGGGGGACAAGGAAUAUGAAUAUUUCCUUAAACUUCAAAAUCUUCAAAAAGAACCUGUAUUCAAUAUAAUUGAGUUUGAACGUACAAUCGAUGAAUUCAAACAAUGUAUAACUGAACUUUUAUGGCGAGUUGCCGUCGAAGAAGCGCAACUUGUGCAACAACUUAAAUUAGUAAAAGAUUUUUUUCUUAUGGGACGGGGUGAUUUGUUCCUUGAAUUUAUUAGACUCACUGCUCAUGUACUAAAUAAGCCCCCAACGAAUCAUACGUCUAGAGAUAUCAAUUUAGCUUUUCAAAUAGCACUUAGAAAAAUGCAUUUGAACGAUGAGAAUGCUAUGGAUAGCUUUAAUUUUAUAAUACCAGUCCCGACAAAAGAGACUGAAGAUGCUGAGAUAGAAAGUACAGAGUUUACCGAUAAAGAACGCGAAGAUCCUAUUGAAAAACGUGGAUGGGGCAUGAUCAUUCUGAAGUACAAAGUCAUAUGGCCAUUGCACUUAUUAUUUAAUCCAGCCGCUUUAAACGAUUAUAACACACUGUUUCGAUUUUUACUAAGGGUUAAGAAAACACAAAUUGAUCUAUGGAAUCUGUGGAGUGAACAUAUGUAUAAAAAAAAGAUCGAUAUUGGCGUAAUUCAACUAAGAAAUAACUUAAUUUUUAUUAUUGAUAAUUUGCAAUACUACUUACAAGUGGAUGUAUUAGAAAGCCAGUAUACUAUCAUGGAAACAAAUAUGAAAAAUACUCGAAAUUUUGAAGAUGUACAAAAAGCACACUCUAUUUUUUUAGCUAAUGUCAUGUCACAAACAUUUCUAUUAGGAAGUUCAACUGAACGAAAAAAUCCUGUAAAUAAACUGAUAAAACUUUUGCUACGACUUUGCGACGAUUUUAUCUUACAAGCAUCAAUGUGGGAAGUAGGUAACCUAAUUUUAACAGAAAAAGAAGAACUUGGAACAUUGUCCGAUACUCUUGAAAGCCUAAUGAGUUGGCUGACUAAAACAUUGCACAGAGUGCAUGCACAACCUAGCGGAGAACAUUUAGCUCAAUUAUUAUUGAGAUUGGAUUUCAAUAGAUGGUUCAGCAGAAAAAUGUAAAUAAGACUUAUGCUGUUUUAAAUAUUCUAUGUAUGAGGCUAAUGUGGAAACACACACAAUGUAUGUAUGAUGGCUAUUUUAUUUCAAAAUCAAUUUUCUUUCUUGUACUUAUCUGUUAAACAUACUUUCAAUUUAUUUUUCUAUCUUCAUUAAUAUAUAUUUGUAAUGAAGUAAGUAACUAGUUUCU
Colletes gigas is the source of this 2421-nucleotide messenger RNA. RefSeq names its product gamma-tubulin complex component 4 (gene Grip75). Lineage: Eukaryota; Metazoa; Arthropoda; Insecta; Hymenoptera; Colletidae. The record is from RefSeq and is a predicted model, not a curated record. Gene Ontology annotation, biological process: microtubule nucleation; spindle assembly; cytoplasmic microtubule organization. The transcript is spliced from 10 exons. Gene Ontology annotation, molecular function: gamma-tubulin binding; microtubule minus-end binding. Gene Ontology annotation, cellular component: gamma-tubulin complex; equatorial microtubule organizing center; centrosome. The coding region runs from base 318 to 2234 and encodes 638 amino acids.